Molecule: messenger RNA, 1353 nt
Organism: Lasiodiplodia theobromae
Lineage: Eukaryota; Fungi; Ascomycota; Dothideomycetes; Botryosphaeriales; Botryosphaeriaceae
Exons: 7
Coding region: 1-1353 (450 amino acids)
Source: RefSeq, a predicted model, not a curated record
AUGAUGCUCAAGACUCUCUCUUUAGUUACACCGCUUUGCCUUACCGCGCUGGCAUUCCCCACCUUGGAGCCAAGACAGAACUCAACCGAUGUGGACUGUGCUCCUAACUCUCGCUCCGGCCUAAAGGCAGAAUGCUGGGAGGCUCUCAACAUUGAGCAGUACAUCAAUGACUGGAUCAAAGCGAACGGCACCGAGGCGAAGUGCGACGAAGUUGGCUUUGCUCAGUGCUUCCUUCAGGCCAAUGGCUUCUCCGGUCUUACCUGUGACCUCAUCACCAGUAACACGUGCCCUCCGUUUGACACAGACGCCAAUGCCAAAUAUGAGUCCAACCAGCAGUUCUACACACUGUGGAACAUUUACGCCGUCUAUCAGUUUUUCCAACAAUACAGCCUCGCUCUCGGCCAAGGCUCCUCUCUCGCUGCCGGCACGGUAGGCCAGAUUGUUUCCGCAGUUGCACCUCCUGUCGAAGCUGUCGCGUCGGUGAACAACCUGAAGAAGAUCUUUAGUGGAACACUUGGUGUGCUCGGCCUUAUUGGAGGUGUCAUUCCCAAUGGCGGUAGCACAGCAGCAGGUCUCAUCAUCGGAGGCCUAACGCAAGUCUUGAACAACGUCGAUGUAUCUGAGAAGCUGUUGACGCAGACAGCAAACGACCGGUUCCUCCAGCUUGGAGAUGUUGAGGCCAAUCUGUCGGAGCUCGUGAAGGAGUUCCAGGAUGCGCUGUUGAAUACCGUGUCAACGAUUCAGGGGAACCACACCUACUUUAUUCAGACGUGCAGCAAUGGUGGCUUUAGCCAGCGCGUGACGACCUCCCUUACUGUACAGGCAAGCGAUCUCUAUCGCCAGCUUCAGCAAUACAUCCUUAGCGAAGCGCUCAAGGCCAACGGAAUCGUGAGCACUCUUUCUGAGGGGCUCGAUCCUCGAACAGUUGCCGCCGACACUGGCGAGAUUUCCUGCGAUGCUUUCACUUCUGGUGGAAACUGCAACCAGUGGUAUUACGAUGAGGCCGAGGGCAAUACUUAUGCCUUCCACAACCCGAACAGCCCCGAGACCAACUUCGCCGACCUCACCAAUCUGAUUACCGAGAAAGGAUGGGCUACCCAAGCCGACAUCCACAAAACGCAAGACUGCCAAGGAAAGAGCACCGAAUUCGAUCCUGCAACCGUGCAAGCGACCUGCCUGUCGACGCAUGGGUUCUGCACCUACAAUUACACCGACGUUCCGCCCAUCCCGCAAUUUAAGGACUGCGAUGCGGAUCCCAGCUGGCUAGAAGCUUGCGGAAGUUUCGUCAGCACUGUCAAGUUGCCCGAGUCAUACCUUGGCCCGCUGCUGGCUAAGGGGAACUGCCGCUUCUAA